GCAACACAAGGGCGUGGCCUUCAGGAGAGAGAAUCUCAACAUUUUUUAAACACUAAUAACUCUUUUAUUUUUCACUGAUGGGAAAAAUCCUCUGUUGUAAUUUCUACAUGUUGAAACCAAAAUGUAUAAAAAUACCUUUUAAUACAAUCUGACAAUGUGCACUUUAACCACAUGUGAUUUUUUUUUUCUAUUAAAAAUCUCAAAUUGUGGAGUACAGAGGCAAAUAAAUAAAUUAUGGGUCUUUGUCCCAAACAUUAUGGAGGGCACUGUGGAACGACAUGACCAAGAAAUACACUAACCAAGGGAUGUGUUUGUGGGCUUUAUGAGGUUUAGGUAGAUAGAACAACGUUAACCGAGGAGUCUAUUUGGUGUUGGUUUAUUAUUGUCACAGUAGAUAUUGUGAAAAAAGCUUUGUGUACUUUCCAGUCAAAUACAAUGCAUGAGUACAAUCAAGUCGUACACAAGCACAAGAGAAAAAUACCAGAGUGCAGAAUAUAGCGUUAUAGAAAUAUAGUUGCAGAGAAAAUAUCCAAGUAUGCAAUGAAAUAAUUGAAUUGAAUUGAAUUGAAUUGAAUUUCCUUUAUUGUGUUAUAAGAUCAGGACUACACACUAACUUCGGGGAGAACAGUUCAGUAGUCUGAUAACAGUGUGGAAGAAGCUGUUCCUGAAUCUGAUGGUACUGUUUUUUUAGCUUUUGUGCUUUCUACCCGACUAGUGAAAAAGGACAGUAGUGUUAACUCCCGAGGCAGUCUGAAGUGUAGAUAAAGUCGAUAGUUGAGAGGCUGGUGUGUCUGUUGGACUGGGCUGUAUCCACAACUCUCUGUAAUUUAUUGCAGACUUGGGCAUAGCUGUAGCCAAACCAAGCUGUGAUGCAUCCCAAUGCAGUACUUUUUACAGUGCACCUGUAGAAAUUGUUAAUUCAGUGGAGAUGUGCAGAAUACCCUUAGUCUUCUGAAGAAUUGGAGCCGUGAUGUGCUUUCCUGGCUGUAGCUUCAAUGUGGUUGGUCCAGGACAGAGAUUUACGGUGACUAUAGAACUGCACAAGAACAGGAGUGAGUUCAAGGCUUGAGGGCUUCAUGCAUAAAACGAUACUAACCGAGGAGUGAGGUACAGCUUAGAAUCUGGUCGAGGGGUUCCAGUGUUUUGAGAUAACAGGGCUAACUGAGGCAGGAGCUCAAGGGAUUGGUUGAUUAUACAUCAAUUAACACCAAGUCUGGAGUGACCCUUACAAAAUCGGAUGGGUUAGUUGAGGACUUGCAUACGGUAUAAUAAAGACAGGCGGGACUGAAAGCUGGUCGUGAUUAGACCCAAACCUUCUUGAUCUUUGUGGGCCCUUUCUGGCUGCUUAUGAAGAUUGAUGCCUGCUUCUUUUUUUCUCUCCUUUAAAGACUGUGGACAUUUGAACAGCACCAUGGCACAGACGCUACAGCUGGAGAUUGCCAACUUUGGGAACACUUUGCUGGAGUGCUUGAAUGAACAACGACUGCAGGGCCUCUACUGUGACACCUCCAUCAUAGUGAAGGGGCAGACGUUCAAGGCCCACCGGGCCGUGCUGGCCGCAAACAGCUCCUAUUUUCGGGACCUCUUUGCUGGGACUGCGCGGGCAGCCUUUGAACUACCGGCAGCUGUGCAGCCACAGAGCUUCCAGAACAUUCUCAACUUCUGCUACACGGGCCGAUUGUCGAUGAAGGCAGGCGAGCAGUUCAUGCUGAUGUACACGGCGGGAUUCCUGCAGAUCCAACGUAUUGUUGAGAGGGGCACUGAGCUCCUGUCCAAGGUCAGCUCCCCCAGGUGUGACUCCCAGGGCCUGAGCGCGGAAGAACCUGGCUGGGAGCCUCAGAGCUCCGCCCCGCCACUCCCCCUGCCCCUUCCUCUGCUUCUCCCGUCCCGUGUCAAAGUGGAGCAGAGCGACCUGGGCUGUGGCCGGGGCAGGCGGGCCGCCGAGGGUUCCACGGCAAGCGCUGCAAAGUUGGCCCGCCUGGCGCACGAAGGAGGGAACGGGCAAGGCUGCCCUGCCAAUGCACCACGGGACAUCGCCAGCCCUGGAGCCAGCAGCCUUCAUCCCAGCGACAGCCCCUUCUCCUGUCAGAACGAAGAGGAGGAGGAGGGGGAUGAGGAGGGGCUGGAGGACAUGACGGAAGAGCAGUAUGUCCAGAUGUGUAGCAUGUACAACAUCAUGAGCGUCCCACAUGGAGCCACCCCGGAGCGGGUGGAAGCCCUGCCUGAUCACAUCGAUGGGCGCUCCAGGAUGAGGAUCCGGCACGACCUGGCAGUGCUGCCAGCGGACCUCAUCAAUCAGAUUGGGUAUCGCUGCCAUCCAAAGCUGUACGUGGAGGGAGACCCUUCAGAGAAACUUGAGGUGGUGACAGGUACAAGUGUGUACAUCACAAGGGCUCAGUUAAUGAACUGCCACAUCUGUGCAGGAACGAGGCACAAAGUGUUGCUUCGGAGGCUGCUGGCUGCUUUUUUUGACCGAAACACUCUGGCUAACAGCUGUGGCACUGGAAUCCGUUCUUCCCUCUGCGACCCUAGUCGGAAGCCGCUCGAUAGCCGGAUACUCAAUGCCAUCAAAGUUUACUGUCAGAGUUUUGCUCCGAACUUCAAGGAGAGUGAGAUGAAUGCCAUCGCUGCAGACAUGUGCACCAACGCUCGAAGGGUGGUCCGCAAACGCUGGAUCCCCAAGCUCAAGCUGAGGCAGGCUGAGGGAGAUGGCGUCUAUCGCUCGGUCAUCACUGACGUGGCCGGUGGGUGUCUGCCAGAUGGAGCUUCUGGGAACCAGGACAUGGAGCUGGCAGGCACUGGCCACAGGCAUGAAGCCAGUGGGAUGCGGGGCACUGGCACUCAUAGAUACGAGACAGGUUUCCCCGAAGGUUUGGAUGACUCCGGGAGUGGGAUUGUGGAGGCUCCAAACUAAGAGAUCCAACUUGUCACCCACCCCUUCCCCCUUGAGAAACCCAUGACGUAGGGAAUCUGUCAUGUUGUAGGGUUCUGUGUUUGGCCACUUUAUUUGAUCGGUGUUAGUGAUAAAGGACUGAGAACUGGAGAUUCAGUCUGUGCAAUGUCAGUGAAGGAGACACUCACACAAUGAUCCCAUGCAUUCUAGGCACAUAUUAUUUUGGAUAUAAUUGCCUAGUAAUUGGGUAUUACCUUUUUUUGGUGUGGUACACCAGCGUUGUGUUUCCCCACAAAGCACCAUGAAAUUAUCUAAGUCGAUUAAAGUACCCUGAGGGUGAUUUCCCCCCACAGACGGGGCUAGAACAGGACCCGUGUGGUUUCCGACGGCACUGGGCUCUCGGUUAACCACAGCUUCUGACAAUUUACUCAGCGCCAGUCCGCGACGGGCAGCGGGUUUCAAAGGCACGGUCCCCAUGGGAGGUAGACAACAGCAGCUUACGGUGGCUGCCAUGGACACAGAGGCUGCAGGGGAGAGAGGGAAUGCCCCUACAGUUAGUGGAAGAGAGCUGGACAUGGCCAUCAGUGCUGGGAGGGAAGCCCUGUGUGCCAUGGUCCAGGAAACGCCCCACUCCCAGACCGCAGACUGGCACGAGGUGGCUCCAGCCAUCUCCAGCUGUGAGAACUCCCACCCAGUUGAACAAAACACAAACAUGUUUCACGCCCUCACAAUAAUCAUCUGGUUGAGCUGCCCACUGGCCAGGAAUGUGCUGGCCAAGGAUUCAUUCAUUGUUCAGACAUCAAAGUAGGUGGGGCUGGACAGGGGAAACGCAGGGGCUUACUGUGUCACCUGGGCUGCCCUGGCAGGUGACUGGAAUAUGGCGUUAGUCUUUAGGAUUGGACUGCGAGCAUGUUGUAUCAGGAACUGAUCCUGCAGACUUAUCUUGUGAAGCAUCCCUCUCCCUGAGGUGGUCCAUAUUGCCCAAUCAGUUGAUGCCUCGGUAUUGUGAGUGAGUGUGUUCCCGCAGGACUUGCCCUCCUAGCCUUCCUCCUCCAUGUGAUCCUGCUGCUGAGCAUCAUAGCCCUCAAGCUUUGGGCUUCAUGCUGCUCUUCCUCCACUCCAAUACUGUCUUCAGACUGCUAGGUUUGGCAGUGUACAGCAAACAGCAUGGAGGUAUCCUGGGCAUGAACUGCAGGGUGGUCCUACAAACAUGGGCAUUGGAAUCUGAUUCCCAAAGACCUGGUCAUUUUCCACAGUGCUUCUGGUAUUUGUAACAGCCCUGGGUAGUGGGUUGUGGGACUGUGAAUUGGUGCUAUGAGAGAGGAGAUUCAAGGGUAUUUGAAUGACCUUCUGUGAACUUAACUUCCAGUUAGAGAGCAGCCUAGGCAUAUUGAGUGGCAAAACUCACCCCACAGAGCUUGGCAUGUCCCAGUGACAAUCCUUGGCAAACCUGAGUUUGUGAAUGCACCAUCAAUGAGAGAGCUCCAGACAGCAGUGGGAGGCUGGUUGGCUGAUGGGCAUGUCUCUGCUUCCUGCCCUGAAGACCCUGACCCACCCCAGCACGACAGUCACUGAUGCAAGACCAGCUCCAAUGAAGGUGGGUGAGAGCCUGAGCAGCUCAGUGCUGGAAAAAGCACUUGCUGUUCAUUACACAGCGCAUGCUGAGGACUUUGGCAGGUGUUUGAGCAGCCUGCAGCACUCAGAUACAUCCAGUCAGGGUUCCUGAUGUCAGUGGAGUGACCCAUUUUGAAUAUCAACAGACUAGUGCCGUGUGCUUGUAAUUGUACUAAAACACUAAUGAGCACAUUUUAAAAGCCAAAACUUGCACUGCACUGGUCCAAAUAUUCAGGUAGGGUGGAAAUGCGUUUGCUUGAUUCCAUUUAAAAUGACCCAAUCUUAUCUGCACACAAACAAUUGUGCUAUUUGACCAAUUUCUAGGCAUAUGUGUUUGGGGAGACUGCCCCAAAUGGAGAUAAAGAAAAAGAAUAACUUACAUUUUUUAUCAGCCUCUCAUUUCCUUCAGAUCUCUCAAAGCAAAGCUAUAGAAAUGUGGUCACUGUGAUAUGGAAAAGGUCAACAGUACACAUCAACAAGUCUCCAUGAACAGCAAUGUGAUAAUGUCCAGAUAAUACGAGUGAUAAAUAUUGCUCGGAAAACUGUAAAGGACUUCCCUUAUCUUUAAAAAGUGUCAUGGGGUCAUUUAGAACCAUUUGAGAUGACAGAUGGGGUCUGAUCUGUGAUGGCGCAGCAAUUCUUCACCAAAUUACAUGUGAUUGUUAUCCAGAUACAAAUUAGUCCAUCACUGAGGUGUUCUCAAGACAAAGCACAUAUUGUUUUGUUGAUUCUAGAUCAUUGUUGGAGUCGGAGAGCACGGCUCUCAGCCCAACCCAUCUGUGCCAACCAUCCAGUACCCAUUUAUGCCACGUCUACACCCAUCUACCCAUCUGGGGGUAAACUACAGGAGCCAAUUAACCUAAUACCAGCACAUCUUUGGAAUGAGGGAUGAGACUGGAGCAACCUGGGGUAAUUCACAUAGAAAUUGGAUCGGUUGGGCUUGUUUUCUCUGGAUCAAAGGAUGCUGCGGAGAAACCUGAUAGAAGUAUAUCAAAUUAUGAGAGGCAUGGGUAGGAUAGAUAGUUAGAAUCGUUUUAUUCCCAUGACGAGCAUCAAAAAUAAGGGGGCAUAGGUUUAUGGUGGAGGAAGGAUUUUGAAGAGGAUCUGGGGAAAGUUUUUUUUUUUUUACACAGAGUGACUGAUGUCUGGAACAUGCUGCAAAUGGAGGUGGUAGAAGUAUAUACAAUUACUAAGAGUAAUUUAGGCAUUAAAUAGGCAAGGCAUAGAAUGAUAAGGACAUACUGCAGACAAAUGAGAUUAGUGUAGAUGGACAAAAAGGUUGACAUGGCGGGCAUCAUUUCUGUGCCGCACGACUGUGACAUUACACUAGAAGUUGGGAUUGAACCUGGGCCACUGGAGCUGUGAACAAGUAGUACUACCUGCUGUGGCAAUGUGAUGUCCAGAUUCUUCACCAGUACUGUUGAUUCAGUUUGGGUAAAAUUUGUCCUCCAUUGUCUAGGCACCUAAAAAAGAAAGCAUCUUGAGCCCUCUUAAAUGAGCACAUCCCAGGCUAUUUGAUCCAUCUCGCCUUGUUAAUUAAUUUAGUAAGGGAGGAAAGCUAGUUUGAAGAUUACUAGAUAACAAGCCGCUGCAUCAUCUCCAUAUGCACUGGUCUUAAUUCCUUGAUCUGAUCUGGUGGAAUUAGAAUAGUAGAAGGGAACCUGUGCCGUUUCCUCAUGAGAGAGUCUCUGUGCUGUUACAGACUCUUAAAUGGGGUUUAGUGUUGAGGAUGCUGCAGAUGUCUCUAAACACUAGGCUUGGCCUGUUCCUGUGAUCCAUAGCCCCACUCAAAGAAUAGCAGGCAUCUCGCUCUUACUGGUGGAGAUUUCUCCUUCAAACAACCCGUUCUGGCUUAAGACCUCCCUUCACCACCUCCAGUUUAAAUUCCAUUUGGAAUAUUUUGGAGGACCAAGAAACCAAGAAGAAGAAGAAACAACACAGUUAUCUUCAGGCUAUCUUUCAUAUUCACCUCUAUACAGACAGUGGCCACAGUUUGAAACUAAUCAAUGUAUCAGGAAGACAAUGGCGAUGUUUGUGUAAUGUGAACAGGCACAGGAAAUGGAAGUCAAUUUUUCAAAUUAUCACAUGAAUUGCUUUGAGAAAGAUUAACUUAUUUUAAUAUACUAUAAAAUGAAUCAACCAUAUGAAGAUUUUUGACCAGCCCUUUGGCUGUGCUCCAGUUGCACACCAUCCUGUGCUGAGGGUCACAGUUUUUGGGCCGGCCCUAUCCUUUCCUUACAGUGUGAAACAGUAAACAAUAUUUAAUUCCAAGGCACCUGUACCCCAACCUGAAAACAUGAUGGCUUUAAGUAAGAGGAGACAAACAUCUCCAAAUGCUAUGAUG
Messenger RNA from Leucoraja erinaceus (little skate), 6851 nucleotides. RefSeq names its product nucleus accumbens-associated protein 1-like. The coding region runs from base 1358 to 2914 and encodes 518 amino acids. The record is from RefSeq and is a predicted model, not a curated record. NCBI's taxonomy places the organism in Eukaryota, Metazoa, Chordata, Chondrichthyes, Rajiformes, Rajidae. Gene Ontology annotation, biological process: regulation of transcription by RNA polymerase II. Gene Ontology annotation, molecular function: DNA-binding transcription factor activity, RNA polymerase II-specific; protein binding; RNA polymerase II cis-regulatory region sequence-specific DNA binding. The transcript has 5 exons.